AUGAAGGGAAGAUUCUUCUGUCUUAUACUAACUCUUCAUAUAGUGAGUUUGUUAGCAAAGAGGCCAUUUCUCUCAUCUCAUGGCAUUUCACAUUCUGCUCAAGAAAAGGUUCCACAAUCUUCACCAUCUUAUACCAUUGAAUCAAAAAAGUUAAAGGGUAUAAUGGGAAAAGAAGGAAUGAUGAAGAAAAGAGAAGAAGAAAAUGAUAGAGAAGUGAGUAAAAUAGGGUCAAGUCCACCAAGUUGUGAACACAAAUGCUAUGAUUGUUAUCCAUGUGAAGCUAUUCAAGUGCCAAGCACAAGUAAUCAUUUUGGGAUUAUGUAUGCAAAUUAUGAGCCUGAGAGUUGGAAAUGCAAGUGUGGUCCUUCUCUCUAUAGUCCAUGA
This is a messenger RNA of Lathyrus sativus (Indian pea), 384 nucleotides long. The record is from the annotation of a GenBank genome assembly. Lineage: Eukaryota; Viridiplantae; Streptophyta; Magnoliopsida; Fabales; Fabaceae.